UAGGUUGCACAUCCCAUUUCCUUGGCGAUCACACCCAAUCCCAAUAACUUAGUCCAGUUAGACGACUUCAACCCAAAAUACUAACGGUUUUUGGCUCCUCUCUCUUUAGUCGAUUGAAAAUUUGCAACUGCCCUGCGCUCAAAGCACACUAGUCCCCCUCGCCGUUGCUGUUGCCGCUGGUCACCGUCCUCGUCCAGAGCUGAAAUUAUGGGCUCAGAGAUGGAAAUAGUUGAGCAGAGGCUAAAAGCUUUUGUGGGUCAGCUCCAGACAGAGUUUGCCAUUCUUGAUCGACUCGUUCACAAAAACAAGAACCAGCAUAGAAGAUGCUCAUACUUCCAGUACCUCUUAAAGGUGAGACGAGAUUUGAGGCUCCUCCAAGCAGCUAAUUUGGAGGAGGUUUUGAGUGCCUCUUUUCAAAUUCUUUAUGGGAAAAGACCCAAGCAAAAAGUGCAGCUUUUGGAAAGCCUAAAGAGGAGAAGAACUGAUGGUGGCAAACACAAUUUUCUGGAGCGACUUUUAGGGGUUGCACACCUGUUGACGCAGAUGGUUGAGCCAAUGUUAAGGGCCGCUACGGAGAUAUCCACACUUCUUGCACGAUCAUUUUUUAUGGGAUUUUCGUUGACAAUAUUGGCUUUGCUUGCCCGAAUAAGAGUUCUAGUUCAGCAAAUGCUUCUUGAUGUUGUUUGUGUAUUCAACAAUGUCUCCUCUUUAUCUCAGAGGGAACAAGCCAUAAAAUUGACUCAAGAUGGAUUUGAGGUUUUUAGAGAAUACUUUCCACCAAAGCAGCAGGUGGUUUUCCUCGAAUGUCUUUGGAAAUCUGAUAAGUAUGUGUUAGUUGAGAGACAAACUGAGAAACAUGCUGGAAGCCAGGAAAAGGAGGUCGGAGAAGAUGUUUCUGUAGAAGCAUCUAAAAUUCAGUACGAAAGCAUUGAGAUUUUCCUAGGAGAUGAGGAACCUGGAAAGAUAACCUCUAAUGAUUUGGCUGAGGAUGGUCAAGCUGUAAUCGACAAAGACAAAGCAAAUUCGUUGGAGAAUCCUAUAGAUUUGGCUGAGGAUGGUCAAGCUGUAAUGGACAAAGAUAAAGCAAAUUCUUUGCAGGAUCCUAUCCAAGAGAGUAAUGAUGAAUUUCGAGCUCAAGUUGAUUCAGCUAUUGCAGGACCUUCUGGCAAUAAUUUUAAUGCUACUAAAGCUGGAGCGCUCCCAAGUUCAUCACCCAACAAGAAUCCGGCGAAAGCUAAACCUGGAUCAAAGAAUAAUGUUGCAUUUGUUUCAGUUAAAAGACCAGCUGUGUCAACAAAGAGUGAAUUGGAGUUUGACAUUUAUGGAAUUGAAAAGGGUGAUAAUCCUAGUGUAGAUAAAGAAGAUCCAUUUUUCAGUUUACUUACUGCUGGAAAUAUGAAGAGCAGUCUAUUCUAAACUUCACCUAAGUUUUGUUUUCCCUUUUUUUUCUUCCUCUAAACUUUGUCGCGGGUACCUUUGUGUACAUAUUUAUGUUAAAGCUUUCCCUGCAUUUGAACAAGUCAUCCAAAUUGGUUUUUGAAUUUUAAGAGUUGGUUCUCAAUCA
Nicotiana tabacum (common tobacco) is the source of this 1564-nucleotide messenger RNA. RefSeq lists its product as uncharacterized. NCBI's taxonomy places the organism in Eukaryota, Viridiplantae, Streptophyta, Magnoliopsida, Solanales, Solanaceae. The record is from RefSeq and is a predicted model, not a curated record.